UCAAACGCUGAACAGGAAGAAAAACUCCAGCUUGUUCUGUUCUCUGAAUGCCGUAUUACAGAUAAUAACGAGCCACAAGAAAGCCACAUUGGAUUGUAGACAUUUCGAGCUAAAAUGAGUGCAGCCUCCACACCGGUCUCCCGGAUACGUCAAGGAUGGACGUCAUCCUCCAUGAAGAACAAGGGUCUGUCCCCUGCAGCCUGCAGCACCCCACUGCUGACAGCCUUCCCCGGCAAUGACGAUGAGCAGGAACGACGUCAGCGUAGAAGAUCAAGAGUCAUUGAUCUUCAAACUGCCACCGACUCCUCCUUCAAUGACUCUGCAUCUCAUAGUGCUGCAGGGACUCCUGCUGCCGUGCCCAAGCUGUCAAAUGCACAGAUCUCAGAGCAUUACUCCACCUGUAUAAAACUCUCCACUGAGAACAAAAUCACCACUAAAAAUGCAUUUGGUCUGCAUCUGAUUGAUUACAUGGCUGAUAUUCUCAAACAGAAGGAUUCUGAGCUCACAAACUUCAAGGUGGCAGCUGGCACUUUGGAUGCCAGUACAAAGAUCUAUGCUGUGAGGGUGGAUGCUGUUCAUGCUGAUGCCUACAGGGUGCUGGGCGGCCUGGGGGCUGAGACCAAACCAGGAGAAGACCAUGGUCCGAAGGAGGAGGACGGAGAUGACGGUGAAGUGACUGCCAAGCAGCCGAAGAGAAAGAGACCUCCUAAGAGGACAGUAGAGCAGAACCUUGGCAACAUCAAUAGCGGGGAUUCUGAGCGAAAGUGUGAGGUGGACCCCAUGUUUCAGCGGAUGGCCUCGUCUUUCGAUGAGAGCAGCACGGCCGGAGUCUUCCUGUCGGUUCUCUUCAGUGAGAACAGUCGCUGCGAGCUGCUGUUUCCCUCCUACAUGACCCUCCUGCAGUCCACACCAUCAUACUCUCCUCCACCUCCCCAGGCAGUCCAUGCAUCCCCCUUCAUUGCUGGACUGCAGCGUUCCAAGGAGAAAAGCUCCAUCUGCCCCUCGCUGCAGGACUUCUCCUUCACGAGCUGGAACCCUGAGCAGACCAUGAAUCAGCUCUUGGAGAAAAUCAAGCAGGGGGAACACGUGUUUGAUGUGAACGCUGAGCCCGAGCCUGAAGAUGAUGACUGCCCUGACUUUGAUGCCGACUACGAGGAGGGAGUGGGUGACUGUGAGGAGAGAUCCAAGGAGUACAAGGACGGUUGUGAAGCCUCCGGCUCCGGCAAAGGGAGGGAUGUGAUUCCCAUCGGAGAGGGAGACAUCACCACCAUGUGUAUGCAGCUGUCCUCUCAGCCCAGGGAGUAUUCCUACUUCAGCCCCAGGACCAUGGCCACGUGGGCUGGCCCCGGCUACUGGCAGUUCAAGCCAAAGCACAAGUUGGACCAUUUGCCGGACAAGGAGACGCGUAAAAGGAAGCCCAAGAAGACCUUUGAAAUCGACUUCAAUGAUGAUGUCAACUUUGACACCUACUUCCGCACCACGAGAGCUGCCACCACCAACAGCAAGUCUGCCCUCAGUGCAAGCAAUAAGAAAACCACUCUGCCAGCGGACUUCCAGUUUCCCCCAGAGACGCUCUCCCAGCUCAACCUCAAACCCUCCAGCUCGUUGAGUCAAGAAGGCCAGAAGAGGCUGUCUGGAGAGCUCGGAGAAGGUAUUGGCGACUACGACUACAACAAUGCCAACGACACAGCCAACUUCUGUCCAGGUCUUCAGGGUGGCGACAGUGAUGAUGAUGGCGAAGGGUUUGCCGGUUCAGACGAUACACAGCCUUCAGGUGAUGGUAUACCUCCGCCCUCACAAGACCAAGAGGGCAUCUCAACCUACGGGGAGGAUGAUCUGGUUCCUCAACCACACAGGGUCAACAUGAUUGAGAUCAAUUAUGCUAAGACGGCAAAGAAAAUGGACAUGAAGAGACUCAAAAACAACAUGUGGACUCUUCUGACCGAAAGCCCGGACAAAUCUACGGAGGAGGAGGAUACUGUGGAGAAACAAGAAGUGUGUGGGGAGAAAGUCUUCAGUCAGACCACAAAGACGCUGCUUCAAAGAUUGCCAAACACGAUGGCUCAGAACCUGUCGGUGCCUCUGGCUUUUGUUGCUCUGCUUCAUCUUGCCAAUGAAAAGAACUUGGAGCUGGUGAAGGUUGAUGACAUGUCCGAUAUCAUCAUCAGACAAGGCCACUGAGGAGAAAUAUAGGAUGAGAUGUUGCUUUGGAAAAUCGCUGCUAUUCUCUACUUGUUUGUCUCUUUUACUCUUUACUGUUGUACCACUCGCUUGUUUAGAUGUAUCAAUCUUUUUAUUCAUUUUGUAGCAAAUACGGUUUAUAGCAACCGUUUAAAAGUCAAAUCUGCCUCUAUUCCUUCACUAGGAUUUGCUUCUUCUAUUAUUCUGUACUCUGUGUGUAGAUAAUUUCACUGCUCAACCACUGCACAAAUAAUGUAUAUUGUCAAAAGAAAUAAAAGCCUUUUUCU
Messenger RNA from Anarrhichthys ocellatus (wolf-eel), 2468 nucleotides. It is a transcript of the gene ncaph, whose product is annotated as non-SMC condensin I complex, subunit H. The transcript has 18 exons. Gene Ontology annotation, cellular component: condensin complex. Gene Ontology annotation, biological process: mitotic chromosome condensation. Lineage: Eukaryota; Metazoa; Chordata; Actinopteri; Perciformes; Anarhichadidae. Gene Ontology annotation, molecular function: chromatin binding. The record is from RefSeq and is a predicted model, not a curated record. Bases 115 to 2181 code for a protein of 688 amino acids.